Molecule: messenger RNA, 1402 nt
Organism: Arabidopsis lyrata subsp. lyrata
Lineage: Eukaryota; Viridiplantae; Streptophyta; Magnoliopsida; Brassicales; Brassicaceae
Product: F-box protein PP2-A12
Exons: 3
Coding region: 249-1124 (291 amino acids)
Molecular function (GO): protein binding
Source: RefSeq, a predicted model, not a curated record
AACAGAUUAUGUACAAGUAUAGUAGUAUUUAAUAGACGAUCCAUAUGCCUUUUUGUGUCACCGUCCAAUAUUGUCUGUCACAAUCCACCACCAAACCCUUCUUUAUGCUCUGUUCUUGAGUAAACAACUUUUGAUUUUUCUCGCGUUCGAAGAAACCUCAAGAACGAAAAGUCUUGAAAGAAGACCCAUUUUAUUACAAAGCCUCUUGAGAUUUUUGGAUCUCGUUGAAGAGGUUUUCUAAGGUUUAGAUGGGUGUGGCUCACUCUGACCUUCACAAUGAUUUGUCUUCUUCAUCUUGUUUUGGGGAUCGGAAUCUAUCGAAGCUUGGGUUAGGUGAUUUUCCAGAGGCUUGUGUGGCUAUGAUUGUUGAGAAUUUGGAUCCCGUAGAGAUCUGUAGAUUCUCAAAGCUCAAUAGAGCAUUUCGUGGCGCUUCUUGGGCUGAUUGUGUGUGGGAAUCGAAGCUUCCUCCAAAUUACAGAGAUGUUCUCGAGAAAAUCCUUGGUGGGUUCCCUGAAAAUUUGCAAAAAAGAGACCUUUAUACUUUUCUCUGCAGGAUUAACUCAUUCGAUGAUGGCACCAAGAAGGUAUGGAUAGAUAAACGAACCAGUGGUGUUUGUCUAUCCAUUUCAGCUAAAGGAUUAUCCAUCACAGGCAUUGACGAUCGUAGAUAUUGGAGUCAUAUCCCCACUGAUGAAUCUCGGUUUUCUUCUGUAGCUUAUCUCCAACAAAUUUGGUGGUUUGAAGUUGAUGGUGAAAUCGAUUUCCCAUUUCCGGUUGGAACCUACAGCAUUUUCUUCAGGCUUCAAUUAGGCCGGUCUGGUAAGUGGUUUGGUCGACGGGUCUGUAACACCGAACAAGUUCAUGGUUGGGACAUUAAACCGGUUCGAUUUCAACUCUGGACUGAAGAUGGUCAAUACUCCUCAUCUCAAUGUAUGUUAACUGAGCGGGGAAACUGGAUUCAUUACCACGCGGGAGACUUUGUUGUCCGGGAAUCGAAUAGGUCAUCGACAAAGAUUAAGUUUUCGAUUACUCAGAUCGAUUGUACACAUACCAAAGGCGGGUUAUCUCUAGACUCUGUAGUCGUGUACCCGAGCUCGUGUAAAGGCCAGUUGAAGCGGUUUUAAUGUUUCAAUCGGAUCCAGUUUAGUGAGAGGUUAAAGGAGGUUUUUUAUACAGUUCUUUAGCCUUGUAUAGAUGUAGUUAGAGCGGGGAAACUGGAUUCAUUACCACGCCGGGGACUUUGUUGUCCGGGAAUCAAAAUAGAAGUUGCCUUCAAAGAUUCUAUUGCUAGAAGCAACAAAUUAUAGUUCUCGAGAACAUAACUAUAUGUGUGAAAUUAAAUUGAUAUUGUUGUGAAUCGAAACAUUGGGGCAAAUAUAUAAGAUAAUCGUCUUAGUUGAUA